Daphnia magna is the source of this 3913-nucleotide messenger RNA. RefSeq names its product helicase SKI2W (gene tst). Gene Ontology annotation, biological process: nuclear-transcribed mRNA catabolic process, 3'-5' exonucleolytic nonsense-mediated decay. Gene Ontology annotation, molecular function: RNA helicase activity; ATP binding; RNA binding. The transcript has 20 exons. Gene Ontology annotation, cellular component: Ski complex. Lineage: Eukaryota; Metazoa; Arthropoda; Branchiopoda; Diplostraca; Daphniidae. Bases 157 to 3879 code for a protein of 1240 amino acids. The record is from RefSeq and is a predicted model, not a curated record.
AAAUACUCCGGUGGCGAAAAAAAAAAAAUAUAAAGGAAAUAAACUUCGCGUAAAACUCGAAUCCAAACACAUGAACAGAAUAAUAUCACCAAUAGAAGGAUCAUACUUAGCUGUUGAAUAUUCGAUAACAAACAGCUCUUCUGAGCAGUCAGAAAUAUGGACGGCCUACCCUUUGGAGCACCACCAAUCCUUCUGGAUAUGAAAUCGGAAAUCCAAAAUUAUUUGGAAAAUCCCCAGCUUCUUCCAAUUCAUGAUCUUGAAGUUGUCCAGCAGUACUGGAAACAUGAUACCAAUAUCAAGCAACUGUGUCAGGCCGAAGUUGCUGCUACCCCGACAACUUUGUUGGUUGAAAGAGACAUCAACACUGGAGCCUUGGCAGAAGUUGUUGAGAUAGUCACACCACAUGCAGGGAUGACAAAUAAAACCUCAAUGUCUCUACAAAGAAUUCCUGGUCCUCCAAGUGAAUGGGUUCGGGGAAAUGCAAGUAAUGUCCCAUUCUGGCCUGGUGGGUUAGAGUGGAAUCCAUCUGAGACUAUGUCAGACUUGCUGCAAAUAGAUGACCUGAUGGAAGAGUUAUGUUUUAAGAAAGACCUAAAAACAGUUCCACCAGGAUUCAAGAAUGGCAUGAACUUUGGUACAAGUGAUGUUAAUCUUAAUCUUGCAGCAUCUCUAAAGCAGAAAGCAAAACCUCACGACACUGAAGACAAAUUGAAAACGGAGUCCGAUAGCUCAUCCGUAAUUGAUUUGGCCGAUUUGCUUAAAGAAAAGGGAUCUAUAUUUAAAUGGAUUGAGGAGGAGCCUGUUCCUUUCCAAAACCAUAAGCUUGCUGAAAAGAAAUCAAUUGUGAUGUCCGAAAAUGAAGACGGCGAUUUAGAUGACAUUCCGGUUGUAGACAUUUCUAAAGUUCUUAGCCUGUCAGAGAAGCAGAAAUUAAAGUCAACUGAUUGGGCGGAGAUAAUCGAUGUAUCGACUUCCUUGGAUAAUUUCAACGACCUCGUUCCCAACCCCGCGUUCACAUGGCCUUUUGAACUGGAUAGGUUCCAAAAACAUGCUAUUAUUCACCUUGAAAAAGGAGAAGACGUGUUCAUAGCUGCUCAUACAUCUGCAGGUAAAACUGUAGUAGCGGAAUAUGCAAUCGCUCUGUCGCAGAAACAUUUGACAAGAGCAAUCUAUACAUCACCCAUAAAAGCCUUGUCUAACCAAAAAUUUCGGGACUUUAAAACUACCUUUACCGACGUGGGCCUUUUAACCGGUGACGUUCAGAUCAAUGCCAAAGCUACAUGCCUUAUCAUGACAACGGAAAUUCUUCGGUCAAUGCUUUACAAUGGUUCUGACAUCAUUCGUGAUUUAGAAUGGGUCAUAUUCGAUGAGGUGCAUUACAUUAAUGACAGUGAACGUGGUGUAGUUUGGGAGGAGGUCCUGAUUCUCUUGCCUUCACACGUUAAUAUUGUAAUGCUCAGCGCUACUGUACCCAACACUUCUGAAUUUGCGACUUGGGUUGGUCGGACAAAAGGGCGCAAAAUGUAUGUUAUUAGUACAUUGAAGAGACCUGUACCCCUGGAGCACUACUUAUAUACGGGUUUGACAGGCAAGACAAAGGACGAACGUUUCCUGAUUGUCAACGCUGAAGGGGCUUUUGUGCCCAAAGGAUACAUGGCCGCAAUGGAAGCCAAGAAAUCUAAAGAAAAAGAUGUUAAGCCGAGUAGUGCUGGUGCUGGUAGAGGACGUGGUGCUCCAACCAAAGAAGUUAGCAGAGCACCCGGUGGAGGAGGCCACAAAGGUUGGGGACCUCCACAGGAAAAGAACCUAAUGAUUGCCCUUCUGGACCAUCUCAAGAAACAUGAUCAGCUUCCUGUUGUGGCUUUUACUUUUUCACGUAACCGUUGUGAUCAAAACUCAUCCUUGCUCACCUCGGUAGAUCUAGUAACAGCUGAAGAACGGGGACGUAUUCAUCAAUUCUUCCAAAAAUGUGUGUCGCGUCUAAAGGGAUCGGAUCAAAAACUACCGCAGGUAACGAAUAUGCAGAUUUUAUUGAAAAGAGGUAUAGGCGUCCAUCAUAGCGGCAUAUUACCCAUCCUCAAGGAGGUGGUAGAAAUGCUUUUCCAAGAAGGACUUGUCAAGCUUCUCUUCGCAACUGAAACUUUUGCAAUGGGUGUUAAUAUGCCGGCAAGAACUGUUGUGUUUGACAGUAUUCGUAAGCAUGACGGAACGGGAUUCCGCAAUCUACUUCCGGCAGAGUAUAUCCAGAUGGCUGGAAGAGCUGGACGUCGGGGUCUUGACACUACAGGGACAGUUAUCAUCCUCUGCAAAAACGAUGUGCCUGAAUCAAGUGAAUUACAUGCAAUGAUGCUGGGUCAGCCCAUGAAGCUAUCGUCGCAGUUCCGAGUUACCUAUUCCAUGAUUCUUAAUCUUUUGCGUGUUGAACACUUGCGUGUGGAAGACAUGAUGAAGCGGUCAUUCGGCGAAGACCAUCAACAGUCCAAGCUGGGCAAAGUGAAAGAUCAGUUACAGAAGCUCUACGACCAAGUCCAGCAGUUGCCCCAGUUAGCCUGUGAUAUCUGCAUAGACAUUGAAAGUUACUAUAACAAUGCUGCUUCGUAUCUUAAUUCAAAGGAAGAGAUGCAAGAAAGCUUAUUGACCCAUCCUAGCAUGAUGCGUGAAAUGAACCCUGGCCGUGUUUUGAUUGUCCAACAUCAAGGACGAUGCAAUAAGCUAGCCGUUCUCCUUUCUAUCGAUUCAAGAUCCAAAGAAAAACUGUACAAGGUUUUAGUGUUGAUUAGUGGCGAUGGCGAACCGACGAGCAAAAAAGACGACAUGAUCUGGACAAAGAUGCUAGGCAUCUCUCAGUUAAAAAAAGGUCUAUUUUACCCAACGUCAAGAGUCAACCACGCUGUUGUGCUCCUCAAAGCCAAGCAAAUUUGGGAAGUCACCCGCGUUCAGCUCAAAAUCGAGUCUGAUAAGAUUGUUGCCGACUGGGAUAAUCGCCAAAUACCUCGUUUCCGGGACAACCCGCCCGGACCUAGCUGCACGGCAGCUGUUCAAGAAUUGUCUCGCCUUUCGCAAACCGCUUCAGUCGAAGUAAUCAAUCCACUUCAAGAUUGGAAGUGGACGAAUAUGGAUCUUGUAGGGAAAAUGCAGGAACUGUCGAUCUUGUUUAACAGAUUGGCAUCUGCCACCUGUACGGCUUGCUCUCAAUUCGAGCAACAUUUAGAACAAACAAGUGCCUCUAUGAGCAUCCAAGAAGAAUUGCAAAGGACACAGUUUCUUUUGUCUGAGGAUAGCUUACUGCAUUCGGCCGAUUAUCAUUCCCGUCUCGAAGUUCUCAAGGAACUUAAUUAUGUUGAUGGCAACGGAACUUUACAAAUGAAGGGGAAAGUGGCAUGCGAAAUGGGAAACCACGAGUUAAUAAUCACGGAGCUGGUUUUCCACAAUGUUCUUACGGAACUCCAGCCCGCUGAAAUAGCUGCCUUGCUUUCAUGUUUGGUAUUUCAACAAAAGAACGCAAGUGAACCACAUUUGACACCUGUUUUGGAGAAGGGCCGACUUCGUAUUCGUGAAAUAGCAGAAAAGAUUGGGCGUACUCAGCAAGCUUGUGGAAUCAAAGAGGCCGUGGGGGAUUUUGUGGACCAAUUCAGAUUUGAGUUGGUGGAAGUCGUUUACGAGUGGGCUAAAGGAAUGCCUUUUGCUGAGAUUAUGGGUCUAACGGAUGUUCAAGAAGGCAUGAUAGUACGGUGUAUUCAGCGCUUAGACGAAACACUGCGUGAUGUCCGCGAUGCCGCUCGCAUCAUUGGAGAUCCAAUACUUUACCAGAAAAUGGGAGAAGCUUCUACAGCCAUCAAACGAGACAUUGUUUUUGCAGCAAGCUUGUAUACGCAAUAAAUGAGUUACUGAGUAAAGUAACAAAAUAAGUAAA